AUGUUGCAGUUUAGGACUUCCUAUGUAAUCAGCUUUCUUCUGUCUCUUGAUGUCUCUGCACAGAGAUGGAAUCUGUUUGAUGUCCAGGCAAAAAGACAGGCACAAGAGGGUGGCCUGAGACUUGUGGGUAGUGACCAGCCCUUUGCAGGUCGUGUCGAGUUGUACCAUGAUGAACAGUGGGGGACGAUCUGUGAUGAUAACUGGGACCUGGCUGAGGCAAAAGUGGUGUGUCAGCAGCUUGGAUUCCCAGGAGCUGUCUCAGCCCCAGCUGGAGGAACAUAUGGACAAGGCUCUGGUCCUAUUUGGCUUGAUGAUGUGAGCUGCAAGGGAUCUGAGAGUUUUUUGUCUAGCUGUCAUUUUAAAGGUUGGGGUGUAACUGACUGUUCCCACAAAGAAGAUGCCGGUGUAGUCUGUGAGCAAGAUAAAACCAUGGACGGUGACAGCACGUUUGCCAUGGAUCACAGCCUGGGCUUGUCUAAAGAGCUUGGUGCACUUUUUGAUAGCCAGGAAAGUUGUGAUUUUAGCAUUCUGGUCCACGACCCCAGUGAGGAGCAAUCUGGACAGCAGACAAUCUGUGCCCACAGGCUGAUCCUCUCUCUCUUCCCAAGAUUUAAUAUCACUAAUAGAUCCACUAACCUUUCACUUGAGAUCAACCAAGUGUGCCAUCCACAUGUUUCCAGUUUCUUCAGGUAUCUGUACACACGCAAGAUUGACGUCACCAUCACCUCAGCCCAGUGCCUACACCAGCUGGCUCAUAUGUUUGGUUUGCAACAACUUCUGGAGGAUGUAGGCAGGGUCUUUAUUCAGCUUCUUCCUCAGGAUAGUACGUUCCGUACCCAGGUGUCCCUGUACGAGUACGGUGUCCGAACCAAGGACUUGAUGCUGCAGGAGAACGUUCUGCAGUACCUCUCCUGGAACUUUGAGUUUCUGGUUAUCACUCCAGUGUGGAAUACUGUCUCCAUACACAUAAUGGAGGCCUUGCUGUCUCGUUCAGACUUAGUGGUGAGUGAUGAAGCUUUUGUCCUUCAGGCACUGGAGGACUGGAUCAAGGACAAAGGAGAUGCGGUUAGUGCUGAGCUGAGGGUUGACUUGCUUGGUCAUAUUCGCUUCUCCAUGAUCCCAGCCGAAAAACUUUAUGAUAUUCAGUUCAACUCAAGUAUGUACAACGAUGAUGAUUUAUUUUACAGCAAGGCUUUGAUGAAAGGUUUCCAAUUCAAUAGUCUGUCAUUCUCAAAGAUCAGGAAGCAUUUCAAUAACAUCGAAGACUAUCUGCCAAGAGUGUACAUUGCAGAACCAUGGAGCACCGUCAUCAAUUACACUUCCAACAGUAUGUUAUACAAUUACCAUAACUACAAUUCCCGCUCAUUCAGUACUCCCGUUCACAACAGUGCGAUUUACAAGCAGCAAAUAAUGACCUGGAAUGCACAUGUUUAUCUACAUAGUUGGGAAUGUUCUAACAGUGGUUUAAUCUGUAAUUCUUUUCCUGUGGUAAGGCUCUAUAACUUUAACCACAAUAAUGUACAGGACAUCAUACGCUUCAGCAAUAUGGUGAUUCUUACCUGCAUCAAUGAAAAUAUUGUGUUUCAUGUCCAAGAUUUCAAGAACGAUAGGGCUGAUAUUCCAACCAACAGCAGCAUGGGUCUUCCUAAUCCUUGUCCUGACAACUAUAGCAUUACUUUUGUUGUGCGUCCAGAGUAUAUCUGAUUAUAUUUUUCUGCAAACCAUUUUUUUGUUUUGUUUUCAUUGUAUUUACCAGGGCAGUGAUAGUACAGUGGUAAAUGUACUGACUUUACUAGUGAUCAGAAGGUUACUUGUUAAAGCAGCACCACUGCCAGCUUGUCUUAACCCUCAGUUGCUUGCAUUUUAUAUUGUCUUAUUUUGCAUCUUCUUCUAAAUGUCUUCUAAAUGCAAUAAAUGUAUAAUGUAUCAGUUUCAUUAUAGAAAGUUUAAACUGG
Trichomycterus rosablanca is the source of this 1955-nucleotide messenger RNA. RefSeq names its product galectin-3-binding protein A-like. NCBI's taxonomy places the organism in Eukaryota, Metazoa, Chordata, Actinopteri, Siluriformes, Trichomycteridae. The transcript is spliced from 5 exons. Gene Ontology annotation, molecular function: protein binding. Bases 1 to 1704 code for a protein of 567 amino acids. Gene Ontology annotation, cellular component: membrane. The record is from RefSeq and is a predicted model, not a curated record.